AUGAACAGCAAGCUCCUGUCGACUUCCCCCUCCCUCCUCCUUCUCCUUCUCCUCGCCGCCCCUGCAGCCCCUGCCAGCGCGUCAGCUCCCUCGUACUCCCAGUGCCAUGUGCAGGCUGAUUGCAGUGACAAGAGUUACCCCAUUUGUCUGCCCCUCUGGAGCGACACGGGGUUGACUCAAUCUGCAGACACCAAAGAGCCCUACACCUUUGUCGGUGUGUGUGUGCAAUGCACAACUGACUUCGACUGCGAUCUGGAUCAGUAUUGUGCGCAAGACCUUUCCCUGUCCCAGAUUUCAGGCGCUUUCGAAAACUUGGGCAAGUACAUCGCGGCUGAUCAAGCGAAAGUGAAGCAGUACUAUGGCGUCUACAAGGACUUGAAAAUCAGAAGCAUCUGCAAGAAGAGAGAGCUGCCGGACGGACAUGAUGACUUGUGCAAUACGAUUGACGAGAUCCGCCAAGGCCUGGUCUCGAAUGUCUACGAGAACAAGAUUUACAACAACAGUUACUACGUCUAUAGUGGUUACUACUACAGGUUGAUCCAUGAGAGAAACAAGAAUCGCUUCUGUGGGAAGUUUAUCCCCAACGCCUUUCAGACGAGCCAGGAAAUCAGUUGCAUCAAUGACGGUACCGGGACUUGCAGCAAGGAGAAGACGGCGAUCCCCCAAUUCUACCAGGCCGCGUCCAUCUGCCUCCCGGAGUCCGUCAGCAAGGACUUGACUAUACAGCAGAAGUGCAUGGAGUCGGGUACACUCAGUGGCGGCGGGUUCAGCUUCUACACGAGCGUGAUCGACUGGCAAGGUCACUGUGUGAACAACAAGUGCUACGAUUGUCUCCACGGCGACACCUACUCUGGGUCGGGCAAGCCGCGCGUUUGUGUCAACGGGAAGUGGAAGCUCCGAUACGACAGCGACAUGCUGGGCUACGAGCAAGGCUAUGACAUGUUGAAGGAGAAUAUCCACCUGCAGACCCAGAUCGCCAUCACAGUGUUUGCAGCCUUGUGCUGGGCUGUGGCGGUUUGGUGCGCAGUGUUGCUUAUGACAAAGCCAGCGAUGCCGGCUCAGCAAGCUUCGGCGGCAUCGCAUACGGAGCGCGCAGGCGCUAACAUAGCGCAAGUUGUACAAUGCCAGGGCCACGUAUCCGAUGAUUGA
Messenger RNA from Guillardia theta CCMP2712, 1149 nucleotides. RefSeq lists its product as hypothetical. The transcript has 8 exons. Lineage: Eukaryota; Cryptophyceae; Pyrenomonadales; Geminigeraceae. Bases 1 to 1149 code for a protein of 382 amino acids. The record is from RefSeq and is a predicted model, not a curated record.